This is a messenger RNA of Apis florea (little honeybee), 5947 nucleotides long. Its product is annotated as multidrug resistance protein homolog 49. NCBI's taxonomy places the organism in Eukaryota, Metazoa, Arthropoda, Insecta, Hymenoptera, Apidae. The record is from RefSeq and is a predicted model, not a curated record.
AUGGCUGCCCGCUGGGACUUGGACAAGAUGAAGGACGGUAUAGGGGAGAAGCUGGGCGUGUUCACCUACCUGAUGGUCUCCUUCAUCUCCUCCAUCAUCAUAUCGUUCGUCUACGGUUGGAAGUUGACCCUGGUCGUGCUGAGUUGCGCGCCCAUCAUCGUGAUCGCGACCGCCGUAGUGGCCAAAGUUCAGAGCUCGUUGACGGCCCAGGAGUUGAACGCGUACGGCCAGGCGGGGAACGUGGCCGAGGAGGUGUUGGGCGCCAUCAGGACCGUGAUCGCGUUCAACGGGGAGCAGAAGGAAGUGAACAGAUACGCGGAGAAGUUGAUACCCGCGGAAAAGACCGGGAUCAAGCGCGGUAUGUGGUCGGGCGUUGGUGGCGGAGUUAUGUGGUUCAUCAUAUACAUCAGUUACGCCAUCGCGUUUUGGUACGGCGUCCAGUUGAUCCUGGAGGACAGGCCAAAGGAGAUGAAGGAGUACACGCCCGCGGUGCUGGUGAUCGUGUUCUUCGGCGUGUUGGCCGGUGCCCAGAACAUGGGCCUCACCUCCCCUCAUCUCGAGGCGUUCGCCGUGGCGCGAGGCUCGGCCGCGGCCAUUUUCCAGGUGCUCGACCGCGUGCCCACGAUCGACAGUUUGAGCAAGGAGGGGCAGAAGCUUCCCGCCGUGAACGGGGAGAUCGAGUUCAAGAACGUGCACUUCCAGUAUCCGGCUAGAAAGGACGUGAAGGUGUUGCAGGGAUUGAACCUGACCAUCAAUCGGGGCGAGACCGUCGCCCUCGUCGGAGGAUCUGGCUGCGGCAAGUCCACUUGCCUCCAGUUGAUCCAACGACUCUACGAUCCUCACAAGGGACAGGUUCUGCUGGACGGCGUGGACGUGUCGAAGCUGAACGUGCAGUGGCUACGCUCGCACAUAGGCGUGGUCGGGCAGGAGCCUGUGCUCUUUGACACGACGAUACGGGAGAAUAUCCGGUACGGAAAUGACAGCAUCACCGAGGAGGAGAUGAUCAAAGCGGCGAAGGAAGCGAAUGCCCACGACUUCAUCAGCAAACUGCCCGAGGCGUACGACAGCCCGGUGGGUGAGAGGGGGUCGCAAAUGUCGGGCGGGCAAAAGCAGAGGAUCGCGAUCGCUCGCGCCCUGGUCAGACGGCCGGCCAUACUUCUGCUGGACGAGGCCACCUCCGCGUUGGAUCUUCACAGCGAGGCCACCGUGCAGAGAGCUUUGGACGCUGCCUCGAAGGGAAGGACGACGAUAGUCGUCACUCACAGAUUGUCCACCAUCACGAACGCCGAUAGGAUAGUGUUUAUAAAGGACGGCCAGGUGGUGGAGCAGGGUACCCACGAGGAAUUGUUGGCCUGCAAGCAUUAUUACGGAUUGGUGUCGGCCGACGCCAGCGCCACCGCCAGAGCGAAGGCGACUGCCUCAGCCGCGAAGACGGUGACCGCGGCUAUACCGAAGCAGAAGCCACCGUUGAAGAGGCAAUUCUCCACCCUGUCGAUGCACUCCCAUCGAUUGUCGUUGGCCGGCGCAUCCGAGACCUCGGCGAAUCAAUUGGAGGAGCACGAGAAACCGUACGACGCGCCCAUGAUGAGGAUAUUCGGGCUCAAUAAACCGGAAUGGCCGUACAAUAUCAUCGGAUGUCUGGCGGCGGCGAUGGUGGGCGCCUCGUUCCCCGCGUUCGCCGUCCUCUUCGGCGAGGUGUACUACGUGUUGGGGCUUCAAGACGACGAGGAAGUGCGGCGGGAAACCGUCAACUUCUCCAUCCUGUUUCUGGUGGUCGGGGUGGUGACCGGCCUCGGCACCUUCCUACAAAUGUACAUGUUCGGGUUGGCGGGGGUGCGAAUGACCACGAGGAUCAGAAAGAUAACGUUCGCCGCGAUGCUGAAGCAGGAGAUGGGCUGGUACGACGAGGACACGAACAGCGUGGGCGCGCUCUGCGCCAGACUUUCGUCGGACGCGGGCGCCGUGCAGGGCGCGACCGGGACACGGAUAGGCGCCAUUCUUCAAGCCCUGUCCACCCUGGUCCUGGGCAUCGGAUUGUCCAUGUACUACACUUGGAAGAUGACGCUCGUCUCCGUGGUCUCGAUACCUCUGGUGCUGGGCGCGGUGUUCUUCGAGGCGAGGGUGAUGAGUGGGCAGGGGUUGCAGGAGAAGAAGAAGAUGGAGGCGGCGACCAGGAUCGCGAUAGAGGCGAUCUCGAACAUUCGAACGGUGGCCAGCCUCGGCAAAGAGGAGGCGUUCCUUCAGCGUUACUGCUCGGAGCUGGAUCACGUAGCCCAGGCGACAAGGAUCAGGCAGAGAUUGAGGGGAUUGGUAUUCUCGUGCGGCCAGACCACGCCGUUCUUCGGCUACGCUUUGAGCCUGUAUUACGGGGGCGCUUUGGUGGCCACCGAGGGGUUGAAUUAUCAGGACGUGAUCAAAGUGUCGGAGGCGUUGAUCUUCGGCUCUUGGAUGUUGGGCCAGGCGCUCGCCUUUGCGCCCAAUUUCAAUACCGCCAAGAUCUCGGCCGGAAGGAUAUUCAAGCUGUUGGACAGAGUUCCAGAGAUCGCCUCGCCACCGGAUUCCGAGGACAAAGAUCUCGAUUGGAAGGCGGACGGGCUGAUACAAUUCUCCAAGGUGGAGUUCCACUACCCGACGAGGCCCGAGAUGCAAAUUCUUCAGGGAUUGAACUUGAUCGUGAAGCCUGGCCAGAUGGUCGCCCUGGUCGGCCAGAGUGGAUGCGGCAAAUCGACCUGCAUCCAAUUGUUGCAACGACUAUACGACCCGAUCUCCGGCACCGUGACGAUGGACAGGCGCGACAUCUCGUCGGUCUCGUUGCGCAAUUUGAGGUCCCAGCUCGGUGUGGUCGGCCAGGAGCCGGUCCUCUUCGACCGUACCAUCGCGGAGAACAUCGCCUACGGCGACAAUUUCCGGCUGGUGGCCAUGGACGAGAUCAUAGAGGCCGCCAAGAAGUCCAAUAUCCACAGCUUCGUCAGCUCUCUACCGCUAGGAUACGAUACUAGGUUAGGUUCGAAAGGCACGCAGCUGUCAGGAGGACAGAAGCAACGUAUCGCGAUUGCGCGCGCUUUGGUGAGAAAUCCUCGAGUCCUGCUACUCGACGAGGCCACGUCCGCUCUUGAUACUCAGAGCGAGAAGGUGGUGCAAGCGGCCCUGGACAAAGCGAUGGAAGGCAGGACCUGCAUCACCAUAGCUCAUCGGCUGGCGACAAUAAGAAACGCGGACGUGAUCUGCGUCCUGGAGAAGGGGACCGUCGCGGAGAUGGGCACCCACGACGACCUGAUCGCGGCGGAUGGCCUCUACGCCCAUCUUCACGCCCUCCAAGAGGCCGCGAUGGAGUAGACGAGGAGGAGAGUCCCCAAGCGUCCCCUCCUCGUCGAUCGACUCCCCAAGAAGCUAGGAACGGAUCAACCCCCCGCCAAGCGGACGCAGAGCAGAUGAUAUUAUUUCCCCUGGACUCCGUGGAUCGAGAGAGGAGAGGGGCACUCGUAACGGGGCUUUCGUAUAUUUUCACACGGACGGAUAUGCUUCCUUCACCAUCCCUCUCCCGGUUCCUCCCCCAAUUUUAUCACAGAUACAGUGUUCAACGAUACAGUCUCUCGCCAGUUUUAUUCAACCGUGUAUUUCUUCGUUUCUCUCCUCCUCCUCUCGCGCGCCUCCCUCUCGAAAGGAAGGAGGAGGAGGAUCUUUCGCAGCGGACUCGAAUCAUUAAUAGUAAUCUCGUCGAUACGAUUCUUCUUCGUUCGUACCUUGGACGUCUUUUCUUUCACGGUGCUUGCUAUUCUCCGUGAACAACCGAUGAGCGAUGGCCUCGAAAUACCGGAAACUGCACCGUCGAUCGACGAAACCGGAUCGUCUUUGCAUUCGCGCCUUACGAUCCAUCUAGCGGACGAUCGGUUCUUCGAUUCCUUUGUUUUGUUUCGUUUUGUUUUUUUCCCCCACGCAACUCGCGGUGAUCGGUCUCGAUCCGAAUCGACACGACGAAGAAGAAGAAGAAGAAGAAGAAGAAUUCUUCCCGAGCCACGUUCAGCCGCGAUUCGGAUUCGACGCCUCGAAUUCGAUUCUUCGUUUUCGAUCGACGGUCGACGAGGAGAAUACGAAACGACACAUCCGAGUGGAUGGCGAAGGAAGGAAUCGUGAAGGAUACGAAAGAUUCGUGGGAGAUAUCGAAGAGAGGGAGGGGGGGAUAUACGCGCGGAAUUAAGGAGUAGGAACGGCGCGGGAAAGAUAUUAUCCCCGCCGAUUUAUGGGGAUUGAUCGAACGAUACGAACAAUGGGCGACAGGUGUUUUGAAAAAUGGCACGCCGCGAGCCAUGUCCUCUUCUCCGACGACCAUCUUCCAUCCGUAUCGGACGCAUGAAAAAUGUAUGAACGUAUGUAUCAUCCUCCCUCCAUCACCCUCUCUCGAGUCACCACCCUCCUUCUCUCUGCCACUCCGAAACACACACACAUAGAUUUUUAUCCGCCUCUAUUACCUUUAUCCCCCUCUAUAUAUCAUAUAUAUAUAUAUACGAAUCCAUAAAGUGUCGAUUGUGUCUAUCAGGGACGAAAACUUUAAAACGGAUAAUCGGCCACUUUUCGUGCCUUAGCGAUAGCAGCGUGCUUCGUGUUCAAUCAAGGAGAUGCAUUAAGGAAGGAGCAGAGGAAAGGAAGAAGGAAUCGCGAUCCCUUCGUUCUCGUUUCAAUUCGUUCGAGGAAAAAAAUUAUUAAGGGGUUCGAGGGAUCUCUAUCCAUCGAAUAACGCUCUCGUUCUCGGAUUCUCGUGGCCGAGCCACGGAUCUACUUCUUCACCCAAACUUGUGCCUUCGUACUUCGUAUACUUAUAGCGAUAAGAUUCCGUCGUCGACCGUUCUCUCUCCAGCCUUAUCGGACGAACGGCGGAUAUCGUACGCGACGCGCGGAUAAUCCCAAUUUUUCAAAAACGCAAUUUUCCCGAAUAUUUCGCCUCCUCGACGUUUCUCUAAGAUAUAUUCUUUGGAGAGGGAGAAGAAAAAGAGAGAGAGGAAAAAAAAAUUAUCAAAAUAUCGAGACUCGAAACUUGUUAGCGUUUCUUGCGCGUUCGUUUUACGAGCAAAGGCCGAUUUUGCAGAGUACUUAAAUUUAACCACGAAUCGAACGAAGGCCUUCCAACAUUGUACACCGACGAUCGAAGCAAGCAAAAUGCUUUAUUAUAUCAUCGCGACAAUACGCUACGUAGAGACGCGUUCGAGACGAGGAGGAAUAGAGCGUUUUCGAAAAUGGCGUGCGGAAUCCCAUUUUCCAUUCGUUCGGUCAGGAUCUGAAAGGCGCUAUUAUCUUUACUCUCGUGUGUACUUAUUAUUCCGCGACAGAUGACAGAGCGGAUCGGGGAAAAAAAAAAUAAUAAUAAAGAAAAAAAAACAAGAAAAAGAGAUGGAAAAAGUACAAUCAGCGAUGCAUCGAAUCACGAUCCGACGACGAUCGAUUUUUCACGAUCGUUUUUCCUUUCCGAUCAAAAUAGAUUUCGUAUUUGGAAACUCCGGGUGUCCUUUCUCUUUUGAGUCGCGAUCAUGGUGCUCGAUACGUUUGAUAAAUCAUGUUCAGACUUGUCUAUUAUAUCGAAUCAAAAUUGAGCUUAGACUUUUAUCAUCUACUUUUCAGAAUAUAUUAUUAUUAUUAUUAUUAUUAUUAUUAUUAUUAUCAUUAUUAUUAUUAUUAUUAUUAUUAUCAUUAUUAUUAUUAUUAUUAUUAUACUUAUACUUAUACAUAUACAUAUAAAUAUACAUAUAUACACGUAAGGACACGACAUCGAGCACUAAAUGGAAGAGAGUGAGUGGAAACGUAUAGAAAUGAGUGUGAAGGUGAGAAAGAGAGGUGAGAGUUGUAUAGCGUAUAUGAUAAAAGAUAUCGAAAAUUGUUACUUAAGAUUUAAGGCUGCGGCCAGCGUAACUUAAGAGCAGAGAUCUUAAAAAAAAAAAGAAAAAAAAAAGAAAAA